Molecule: messenger RNA, 1455 nt
Organism: Strigops habroptila (Kakapo)
Lineage: Eukaryota; Metazoa; Chordata; Aves; Psittaciformes; Psittacidae
Gene: NANOS3
Product: nanos C2HC-type zinc finger 3
Exons: 2
Coding region: 320-1201 (293 amino acids)
Biological process (GO): negative regulation of translation; oogenesis
Cellular component (GO): perinuclear region of cytoplasm
Molecular function (GO): zinc ion binding; mRNA binding
Source: RefSeq, a predicted model, not a curated record
CGGGGCGGCUCCCGGCCCCGCCAUAACCCAUGUCGUGACAUGUCGUGACGUAGCCGGGCGGCGUGACGUCAUGUCGAGCCGCGUGACGUCGCGCCGCGCUUUGUGACGCCGCUGCCGCGCCGUCUGACGUCACGCCGCGCGUGGUUCUCACUCCCCCCCCCCCCGGCACCGCAGGGGUUAACCGCCGGCCCCCACGCUGGCCAAUGGGAGGCGGCGGGGCGGUGACCAAUGAGGGGGCGUGCACAGCGCUGCAGGUAGCCAAUGGGAAGCGGCGGGGCGGUGACCAAUGAGGGGGCGUGCACAGCGCCGCAGGUAGCCAAUGAGAGCCGGCGGGGCGGUCCCUAACAGGGGGGCGGGCACAGCGCCGCAGGCAGCCAAUGAGAGCGAGCGGGGCGGCGCUUGCAGCCAAUGGGCGGAGCCGCAAGCCAAGGGGCGGAGCCGCUGCCCUGAGCUGACCCGCGGCUGCCAACCCCCCCCCCGGGAACGGCGCCGUCGGGUCCGUUCAACGCCAAAAUCCCCCGUUUUCCCCCCAAAACCACGCUCCCCCCCACCCCCCCGGCGCCGUUUCACCCCAACCGCGGCCGCUUUAACCGCGGGGGCUCCGCUGGGGGCCGCCCCGACGUGCUUUAGCACGUGUGAAAACGCGCGUUUCCCGUUCCAACGCGUUUUAACCCUAAAAACAGCGUCUGGCGCCGCCGCGGCGCCGGGGGACGGGAUCGGGGCGGGGGGGGGGGGGGUCCGGGGGGGGUGGGACGGGGGGAAGCGGCUCCGUCGCCGCGGCGGGGGCCGUUCCCGGCGGUUCCCGGCGGCUGCAGGCGACGCCCGGCGGCACGUGGCGGCGCUUCCCGGCGGGAUGGAGCCGGGACGGCGGGAAUUCGACAUGUGGCGGGAUUACCUGGGGCUGGCGGCCGUGGUGGCCGCGCUGCGGCGCGGGGCCGAGGCACCGGGAGCACCGGGAGCACCGAGCGGCGGCUGCACCUUCUGCAAGCACAACGGGGAAGCGAAGCAGGUCUACAGCGGGCACCGGCUGCGGGACGCGGCGGGCCGGGUGCUGUGCCCGGUGCUGCGGAGCUACGUGUGCCCGCAGUGCGGCGCCACCCAGGAGCGGGCGCACACCCGCCGCUUCUGCCCCCUCACCCGCCGCGGUUACGCCUCCGUUUACAGCCGGCCCGGCCGCGGGCCCCGCCGCAGCGACCACUGAGCGGCAGCACCGGCGCCGAGGACGGCGCUUCCCACGGCCGGCAGAGCCCCCUUCCUGACGGCGGGAGCCCGGCGUGGCUGGAACGGCGCUGGACGCCGGGGCUGGGCGGUGGGACCGGCCCCCGGGGGGGUGGGACCGGCCCCCGGUUGGGUUCGGUUGUGUUUUGGGGCGGUUUGUUACGUUCUGGCACACGGUUUAUUGUCCGUCCGAGCCCCGGCCCGGUAAUAAACGGGCUCCCCGGGGCUGCCCCGUUC